GGACCUGACGUUUGGAAGCGCAGUGGAGGUGCAAGGGAAACUGGUCAAAAGCCCUCACAAGAUGCAAAACGUGGAGCUGAAAGCUGAAAGCAUCCGUGUGGUGGGACCUUGUGAUAUUUGGUCCUUCCCCUUCAAGAUGAAGGAGAGGCACCCGCUGGAGUAUGUCCGACAGUUCCCUCACCUGCGAUGCAGGAACAACACGCUGGGCUCCCUCCUGAGAAUCCGCAGUGAAGCCACAGCAGCCAUCCACUCGUUCUUCCAGGAUCAUGGCUACGUGCAUAUCCAUACUCCCAUCAUUACAUCAAAUGAUUGUGAAGGUGCCGGGGAACUCUUUCAAAUUGAGACAUCAAAUGAGGCAAAGGAAUCUGCAGAAAAGACCCAUUUCUUCAAUGUGCCUGCUUUCCUGACAGUUUCUGGCCAACUCCAUUUGGAAGUGAUGGCAGGGGCUUUCACCCAUGUGUUCACCUUUGGCCCGACCUUUCGAGCAGAAAACUCUCAGAGUCGCCGGCACCUGGCGGAAUUCUAUAUGGUGGAGGCUGAGCUGUCCUUCACUGAAAGCCUCCAAGAUGUCAUGCAG
Messenger RNA from Antrostomus carolinensis (chuck-will's-widow), 577 nucleotides. RefSeq names its product probable asparagine--tRNA ligase, mitochondrial. The annotation marks the transcript as partial. Gene Ontology annotation, cellular component: mitochondrion. The transcript has 5 exons. The record is from RefSeq and is a predicted model, not a curated record. Gene Ontology annotation, biological process: asparaginyl-tRNA aminoacylation. NCBI's taxonomy places the organism in Eukaryota, Metazoa, Chordata, Aves, Caprimulgiformes, Caprimulgidae. Gene Ontology annotation, molecular function: ATP binding; asparagine-tRNA ligase activity.